CGAAGAAGAAGAAGAAGUCCCCGCGAUGUCAACAAAGGAUAAGUCGCCAUGUUGGACUGAUGGGAAGCAGAUAUUUCGCUUAGUUUGGUUCAGAACAGCCUUUUUAGCGCAGUUUGUUGUCUGAACAGAAUCUAGGUUCUGGUUCCGGUUCGCUAUGAAGCAUCUCAGAACCGUAGAGGAAACUUUUGGCCGUCAGACCGAACUGGUUCUCCAGCUGCUGCUGGAGGCUGCUGUGGAAGUUCUACUGGGACAACGGGAACCAGUAACUGAGGAGGUUCUACUGGGACAACGGGAACCAGUAACUGAGGAGGUUCUACUGGGACAACGGGAACCAGUAACUGAGGAGGUUCUACUAGGACAACAGGAACCAGUAACUGAGGAGGUUCUACUGGAUCAGAAACCAGUAGUGGAUUCGAAACCAGUAACUGAGGAGGUUCUACUGGAGGAGGAACCAGAAACGGAGGUGAUGGGUCAGGAACCAGUAACUGUGGAGAUUCUGCUGGACCGGGAACCUGCUGCUGAGGAGGUUCUACUGGGGCGGGAGCCAGAACCGGAGGAGGUUCUGCUGGAGAAGCAGGAACCAGAAGAGAAGCGGAAUCAGCUGAGCAGUGUUCUGGUUCUGAUGUCCAGAGAGGCGGUCCGUAAGAUCCGCAGCAUCUUCAGAGAACUCUACCUGACCGUUCUGACGGAGAACGAAGCUCUGAAGGACAAAGUGAGGCGACUGGAGGGGGAAGAACCACAGAAACCAAAACCCGCCGCUGCAGUGAAGAACCACAAGGCUCCCAAAGUUCGGUCGUCAGUUUUGGACCCGUCAGUCAGGUUGGCUGAACUCCAGGUGGUCUCGGUUCGGCCCACCUGCAGCGACCCGGUUCCGGCGAUCUUCACCCACCUUUCUGUCCAACAGCCAAUCGAGCGACAGAACAGCUGCUGCGUUCCAGUGCCGCAGGAGAAGACGGAUCUGGUUGCUCCAGGCUCGCCGCAGGUUGAGGCUGAGGUGGUUUUAGAGACGACCCAGAUCUCCACAGAACCUGAGACCAAAGACGGACUGGCCAAUGGGCUUCCAGGAGGCGACCAGGUCCAACCUGAGGAAGAGGGAACCGUGGGAUCAGAAACUACAAAAGAACCAGACCCUGGUUCUGAGGGUCCGACGGGCCUCGAGAGUCCAACAGCUGCGAGCGCGGAGCAGCAGAAAGAGCAGGAGCGCUGGCGGCGGCGGGAGCUCUACAAGGAGAAGCGCUUCUUCUGCGAACUCUGCAACAAAGGCUUCCACCAGAACCACCAGCUGACCAAACACAUGGCCAGCCACCGCAAGCCCUUCCCCUGCGACGCCUGCGACAAAGGCUUCUACAAGGCGCACAUGCUGCUCAAACACCAGCAGAGCCACCAGCUGCGGGAGGCGCAGGAGCGUGACCCGGACAAGCUGCUGCAAUGCGACCAGUGCAGCAAGAAGUUCCGCCUCCUGCGACAGCUGCGGGUCCACCAAGCGUCGCAUCGGCUGGAGAAGACGCCGCUGGAGUGCCGUGCCUGCGACCGCACCUUCACCUCUGCUGCAGCGCUGAGGUCCCACGAGGUGUCACACGCUAAGGUGAAACCGUUCAUGUGCGACGUCUGUGGGAAGAGCUUCACCAGGAAGAAGAGCCUGCAGGAGCACCAGAGGGUCCACACAGGGGCGCGGCCGUACCCCUGCCAGACCUGCGGCAAAAGGUUCUCCACCAGCGGCAACCUGCGCGUCCACAAGAGGUCGCACUCUGACGAGCGGCCAUACAAGUGCAGCGAGUGCGACAAGGCUUUUAAAUGCAGGAUGGGGCUGAUGCAGCACCGAGUGGUUCACUCUGGAGAGAAACCCUUCACCUGCCAUACCUGUGGACUGAGCUUCGGCCUCAAGUACAACCUGCAGCGACACCUGCAUCUCCACAACGGAGAGAAACCCCACCGGUGUCAUCAGUGUGGUGAAGGUUUCUCAGGAACCUGGGCUCUGAAAACCCACAUGCUGGUUCACGGUGUGGAGAAGCCCUUCAUGUGUGACUGCUGUGGAAAAACCUUUUUCUACAACUGUCAGCUGCAGAAACACCAGCAGCUGGUCCACGGCAACCUGGAGGGCCGGCUGCCCGGCGCCGCGCACCGCAGGUCCACCGGAGUCAAACCGUUCAGCUGCAAAAUGUGCCUGAAGAGUUUCAGCAGCAGCAGCACGCUCCGGAUGCACGAGAAGAGCCACCAGCAGACCAAGGAGUUCGCCUGCAACACCUGCGGGAAGACCUUCCACCUGCGGCACAUGCUGCAGUACCACCAGCGGCAGCACACCGGCGACCGGCCGCACGUCUGUUCCUUCUGCAGCAAAGGCUUCCUGCAGGCGUCGCAGCUUAGGCAGCACGAGCUGCUGCACACUGGGGUGAAGCCGCACCGCUGUGAGCAUUGCGGCAAAGAGUUCAGGACGCCUCAGAACUACCACCGCCACCUGCUGGUGCACACCGGAGAGAAGCCGUACCAGUGCAGCGUGUGCAGCCGGCGGUUCCGGCAAUCCAACCAGCUCAAGUCCCACAUGCAGAUCCACACGGGCAUCAAGCUGUACUCCUGCGACCGCUGCCACCUGGGCUUCUCCGACUCCCGGCAGCUGAAGAAGCACCGCUGCGGAGACGAGUCGCAGGACACGCUGGAGUCCAGCACCAAAGGCAGGAGACAACGGGACGACUUCGGCUGGACGCCCAACUUCAACAGCUAGACGCUUCAGACUCAACCGGACUAACGACGGAAGGAAACCAUGACUUUACAACAUGGAGACCAACAGUUGAGGUCUAGUAGAUGUGGUCAGCUGUGUUCUUCUUCUGCACACAAAUGGACAUUCUGGUGUUCCGUGCCUUUGUUCUGCAGACAUCCAGACAAACAUUUCUUUUUAAACUCAGGGAUUCAGUAAUAUGGAAAACCCAAAUGCAUCCAAACACUGAUUGGUCCAUCAGUCGAGCCAGGCGUCCAUUUUGUUCCAAACCUGCAGCGUCGGGUGAUCUGAUGGUCCAUUUUCCCGUCAGACUGCAGAGAGAAACUAACCAAUUUAAACCUUUUUAAAUUUAAAUUUGUUCUGACAAAAGUUUGAGGUCAUUUUUCAAUUUGUAGAAAAAAAUAAAGUCAUUAUUUGCACUUGGAGGAAUCUGCUUAGUGUCUGUGCAGUCUGUAAUGUAGAAGAUUUUAUGGGUUUCUGGAAUAAAACUAUAAAUAAAAUGCAAUAAAAGUCUCAUAGAGACAGAGAGUUCUUAUAAUAGUAAUCAUGAAUUAAAGCAGGAGUCAGCGACCUUCACCAUCCUGCCUUAGCAAUAAAACCUAUAUAAAACUAAA
Xiphophorus couchianus (Monterrey platyfish) is the source of this 3327-nucleotide messenger RNA. RefSeq names its product zinc finger protein 708-like. Bases 155 to 2719 code for a protein of 854 amino acids. Gene Ontology annotation, molecular function: DNA-binding transcription factor activity, RNA polymerase II-specific; RNA polymerase II transcription regulatory region sequence-specific DNA binding; zinc ion binding. The transcript has 6 exons. NCBI's taxonomy places the organism in Eukaryota, Metazoa, Chordata, Actinopteri, Cyprinodontiformes, Poeciliidae. The record is from RefSeq and is a predicted model, not a curated record. Gene Ontology annotation, cellular component: nucleus. Gene Ontology annotation, biological process: regulation of transcription by RNA polymerase II.